CGGCACAGUUUGCAAACAGUCCUAGGUACGAACGCCAAGGAGGUUUCAAAGCACUCAAUAGUGAGAAAAGCAAAAAGUGUUCUUUCGACCACCAAGAAAACAUCAACAGCAAAUUCUAGCAAAAAUGAAACUUUUCAUCGUAGGAUCCGUUCUGCUGCUGGCUUCGGUCGCUUCUGCCUCCUACUGGCACUACGUCCCGGCCGACACCCCCGAGGUUGCCGCCGCCAAGGCCGAACACUUUGCCGCUCACCAGAAGGCCCGCGGUCUGGUCGGUGCCGGCCCAAUUGACACCCCCGAAGUUCAGCACGCCAAGGCCCAGCACUUUGCCGCCCACGCUGCCGCCCGCGCCGGACACUCCGCCCCAGUUGCAGUCCCAGCUUGGCACGCUGCCCCAGCUGCCGCCCACGCUUGGCACGGAGCCGGUGCCUGGCGCGGACCCCAGCACAUUCCAGUCAUCCACAAUGGAGUCCCAGUCGAAACCCCAGAGGUGCAGCACGCCAAGGCCUUCCACCUGAACGCCCUGGCCAGCGCCGGUGCCGGAGCUCACUGGGCCCCAUCCCACUACGAGGAUGAUGGCUCUUACAAGCCCGAAUACGACAACUACCACUAAAUUCCCGCAAUUGCCAAACUCCCCUUCACAUUAGCUAGGCCUUAGGAU
This is a messenger RNA of Ochlerotatus camptorhynchus, 658 nucleotides long. RefSeq names its product cuticle protein 18.7-like. The record is from RefSeq and is a predicted model, not a curated record. Lineage: Eukaryota; Metazoa; Arthropoda; Insecta; Diptera; Culicidae. The transcript is spliced from 2 exons. Bases 125 to 610 code for a protein of 161 amino acids.